AUGGAGGUAUUCGGCGCUGUCGCCAGUGGCAUCGCCAUCGUGCAGGCUCUGGAAGCCGUCCGUAAGACUGUCGGCCUGAUACGCGAGAUUCCUGAGAUACAAGGCGAUUUCGAUGGCCUAAUUAAAGAGUUGGACUUGACCGAGGCCAUGGCCAAGGUCGCUCAGCAGAUCCCGUCCAACUCGCCAGAGCAGGACUUUUUGGCCAAGGCAACCGAGCAGGUCAACGAGGUGACGAGUGAGCUGAACAAGGUCCUUGAGAGCUGCGCUCGCGGGACCGACGAGGCAGACAAGAAGCUUUGGAAGACGAAGAAGAGAAAGUGGCUUCUGGAGGAGCAGAGGAUUCUCAAGCUCGAACGCAAGUUGCAGAACGCAAAGGGCACUCUGCAUCUUGCCAUGACGUCGCAUGGGAUAUCCAGCGAGGCCGAGUCAGCCACUACCCAUGAGUUUUACUCAGAUCAUCUCUCGCUGAUGCUGAAAGCAGAUUCCGAGCUCGGUUCCAGUUGUUUAUGGACCUUUUCAUACUUGAGUCGAAAACUAAAGCAUUGGGGAUUCAGGCUGAGCUACCAGGACCUCAACCAGCUGAAGAGCUACCACCAUCCUAUGUACUAA
Molecule: messenger RNA, 609 nt
Organism: Fusarium vanettenii 77-13-4
Lineage: Eukaryota; Fungi; Ascomycota; Sordariomycetes; Hypocreales; Nectriaceae
Exons: 2
Coding region: 1-609 (202 amino acids)
Source: RefSeq, a predicted model, not a curated record